Hippocampus comes (tiger tail seahorse) is the source of this 784-nucleotide messenger RNA. RefSeq names its product type-4 ice-structuring protein LS-12-like. The record is from RefSeq and is a predicted model, not a curated record. Bases 16 to 663 code for a protein of 215 amino acids. The transcript has 4 exons. Lineage: Eukaryota; Metazoa; Chordata; Actinopteri; Syngnathiformes; Syngnathidae.
CACACACAUGCAAACAUGCAGACAUACACACCGUUGGACUUUGGCUCUCUUUGGCCAACUGGCACUCAGAGCAACAAGGGUCACAACAAUGUUUUGUCAGCACCGCAAAGCAUCCAAUGGCAUUUGGAUGUCCAUCAUCUUGUCCAAUCGCAAUCAGGAGCACGCAGCGCUGCCCCCCCACCCGACCGAGGGGCUAUAAGAAGGGUUCCAAGCCGGCAAGUAGCCACCAUCAACCGGUCCAGAUCUUCCUGUGCUACAGACCUCACCCAAUCUGCAACCAUGAAAGUCAUCAUCGCCGCCUUUGUUGUGAUCGCACUGGCUCAAGGGAGCCUCGCCGUGGACGCCACCGAGAUGGAAAUGAUCGGCCAGAAAUUCGAGGAGAUCAAGAACAAAAUGACGGAAGAGCUGAGCAAGAUGAUCAACACUCAGGAGCUGGGCAGCCAGGCUCAGGCCUUCCUGGAGCAGCAGAGGAACCAGUUUGAGCCCAUGAUGACCAAGGUCCAGGAGCAGAUGAAGGCGGCUGCCGCCAGCAUGCAGGAGCAGCUGGAGCCCAUGACCACCAACUUCCAGGCACAGAUGCAGCCCAUGGUGCUGAAGUUCCAGGAGCAGAUGGAGGCCAUCCUCAGGCAGUUGACUGAGCAGGCCAAGGCCAUGACCAACUAAAGCUUCCGCCAUCAUGGACUGACUUCCUUCUGGACUCCGGACGUCUUUCUGUACCUUUUGUGAAAGGGAGGACUUGGUCCCCAAAACAAACUAAGGAAGUGCAAUAAAAGCUUCAAACACA